Molecule: messenger RNA, 1844 nt
Organism: Populus nigra (black poplar)
Lineage: Eukaryota; Viridiplantae; Streptophyta; Magnoliopsida; Malpighiales; Salicaceae
Product: stemmadenine O-acetyltransferase-like
Exons: 2
Coding region: 1-1488 (495 amino acids)
Source: RefSeq, a predicted model, not a curated record
AUGGGCUUUAAUCCAAGAAGGAAAAAGUGGCUUCUAGCUGAGCUAUUGGCUCCUCCUUGUCAUGAUGAUGACAAAUACCUAUGUUGCCACAACUUUCUUAGAUUUCUCAAACAACUUGAAAGGAAGCUAAAACCAGUGCAAAUGGAAGUGCAAAUCAUUUCCAAACAAAAUGUAAGACCAUCUUCUCCAACACCUCCACACCUGAGAAAUUUCAAGCUGUCCCUUUUGGACCAGCUUAUUCCAGUUCCAUACGCACCGCUUCUCCUGUACUAUCCGCUGCAUGACAAUUCUGGUGCUAGCAAUCUUGAUGUCCCCAAAAGACUAGGAGUGCUUAAAAAAUCUCUAUCAGAGACCUUGACUCACUUUUACCCACUUGCUGGAAAGAUCAAAGAUGAGCUUUCCAUUGAUUGCAAUGAUGAAGGAGCCUAUUAUGUGGAAGCACAAGUCAACUGCCAUCUCAGUGAAUUCCUUAGGCAGCCUGACCUCCUGUUAGCACAUCGAUUCUUUCCAUGUGAACUCCUUCCGAAAGCAGUCACACAUGUUGCUAAUUUUCAAGUAAAUGUUUUUGAAUGUGGUGGUAUUGCUAUUGGCAUAUGCAUAUCUCACCUUAUCCUAGAUGGUGCUGCUUUGAGCACCUUUCUCAAGGCAUGGUCUGCCACAGCCAAAGGCAGCAAGGAAGCAAUUAUAAACCCCGAGUUCAUUCCCAGUUCUCUCUUCCCUGCAAAUGAUUUGUGGCUUAGAGACUCAGCAGUUGUUAUGUUUGGUUCCUUGUUCAAAAAGGGCAAGGGCGUUACUAAGAGAUUUGUGUUUGAUGCCUCAUCAAUUUCCAGCCUCAGAGCCCAAGCAGCCAGCUUAGGAGUGAAAUGCCCCACUCGCGUCGAGGUGGUCUCAUCUUUCCUGUGGAAGUGCAUCAUGACAGCCUCAGAAGAAUGGCGAGGAUCCCAAAGGCCUUCUUUACUAACCCACUUGGUGAAUCUGCGAAGAAAAAUGGAACCAAAGUUGGGAGAGAAUUCCAUGGGAAAUUUCCUGUGGUUAGCAGCUGCAAAAUGCAUGAACAAGUCCAGGGUCGAAUUAAACGACUUGGUUGGUGAGGUGAGGAAAGCAAUAUCAAAAAUUGAUGCUGACUUUGUUGAGCAGAUAAAAGGUGAUAAAGGCAAUUCUCUGGCGGAGCAAACACUCAAAAAAAUAGGUGAAUUUGGCUCCAAGGAUGGAGUAGACUACCUUGGUUUUUCUAGUUGGUGUAGAUUUGGCUUCUAUGAUGCUGAUUUUGGAUGGGGCAAGCCUGUUUGGAUUAGCAGUUUCGCUGUGUCAGGUUCGCUUACCAUGAACCUUAUCAUUUUGGCUGACACAAGGUGUGAUGGCAUAGAAGCUUUCGUGACCUUGGAUGAAAAAGACAUGACUAUUUUAGAAGGCAAUCCAGAGCUCCUCAAAUUUGCAUCUUUGAACCCAAGUCCUUUGGACAUCGAUAAAUCAGUGCAGUGUACAUGAGAGCUAUGGUACUGACAGUGACGCUGACAACAAUCUUUCUUAAUUAAGCUGUGUCCCGUGACACAAUUGUUGCUAGCAUUCCUACCGCGGCUUGUAACUCAACAUGAUUGCUCAGAACUAAAUCAUCUUAAGCUGUAUUUAAGGCCCUGAUGCCGUUAAUCACUUUCGUUAAGAUGGCCAAGGUAGGAGACCUGGAAACUUCCAUCCAACAAGUUUUGGAGUGUAAAAGCAUCUAGAAGUAGGUUCUUGUAAUAUCUCCACCACUUUCUUGUGCUUCUGUUAGCAGUACUGCUGCGUCAUAAGCCAGUUUGUGACAAGAAUUAUAUAAAUUUGGAGUUUUUACUUGGAUUGCCACA